This is a messenger RNA of Pyricularia oryzae 70-15, 2854 nucleotides long. RefSeq lists its product as uncharacterized. The record is from RefSeq and is a predicted model, not a curated record. The transcript is spliced from 2 exons. NCBI's taxonomy places the organism in Eukaryota, Fungi, Ascomycota, Sordariomycetes, Magnaporthales, Pyriculariaceae. Bases 396 to 1817 code for a protein of 473 amino acids.
CGAAUGCGUGGUUUGCCCAGCAACGAGAGAGGAAAAGCAGCAGCAUCCGUGACUGAGUUUCUGUCACAGAUGGAAUCCAAUAUCAGCCACUCAUAACAUGACCAGGCAGCUUCACCACCAUCACAAAGCAGACAAAGUCAGGAUUUGCCCCACCAAAUAAAGUAGAAGGAAUUGAAGUGCACCAGUCACAUUCUCAUCGUGGCCAACCAACGGUCGUCGCAGGCUUAAUUGCUGCCCGGUGGAGCUCUGCCGAGUGACGAUUUUACGAAUGCCCUCAUUUUGAGGUUUCAGAUACGACAAUACGCCGCAUUCCUUGUCAAUGGCCAUCCGUACAUAGACAACCCUCGAUUUUUUUUCUUUUUUUCCCCCUAAUAUUCAUAUUUUCUAAACCAGCCAUGGCGAGCCAGAAACCACCCCAGCGCCUAGAUGCACUGGAGAGCAUGGUCAAUGAUGUGGUAGUCCAGACUGCCAAGGCCAUCAGGUCAAGUAGGAUUGAUGGACCGCGAGCCGUGCCGGCAGUCUCGCACGGCCAGCGGAUACAGGAUCUGCAUAACAACUUCAACUCGGUCCUUGACGACGUGGAAAGCGAGCUUAUGAAGGCAAAAGCAAUCCUUCAGCGUGACUUGGAUCUCAUGCGGGCAAAACGCCGCCAGGCCGUGAUCCCGGAGCCGGUCAUGCUGUCUCAGCCGGUCAUGGGUACCGCUCCAGAGGCCCCUUUCCCACCAGGUCCUCCACAGCUUGGCAUCGUACCGUCGCCAGCAUCGGUACCGCCCCAGCCCCGACUCCAACUGAAGCAGCCGCCGUCGGUCGCAGCUGCCACUCCUAAUGCUGCCCCUCGACCGCCCGUUGCAAAGAUGACCGCCGGUGGUGCCCCGUUCCCUAACAUGGGCGUUGGGCACACGCCACAGACCGGCCCAGUCAAAAUGAAGACCGAGUCGCCACCCAAGCCGUCGCCAGCCGCCUUGAAUGUUCCGGGGAAACCACCUGUUCAGAAAGUGGCGCCGCCGAUGGUCAAGACGGCCUCGGCGCCUGGUGCCAACGCUUCUGCCAUCAAGAAGGAAUCACCAGGGAUCAAACACGCAAGCGUUGCGACAGUAAAGACAGGCUCGCCAGCCCUCAAGACCUCGUCGCCUGUUCCCCCAGUCAAGAAAAUCUCUCUUGUCUCCGCCCCAGUGAAGCCGGCACCGAAGGCGACACCCCCACCUGCGGCUGCCACUGUGCCACCGCCACAGUCAGCGAAGAAGGUUGCUCCUCCGCCGGUUGCAGCUCCUCCACCCAAACCACAGCCCAAUCCGACCCAGCCCGCAGACCCUCUGGACGGCAUCAUAGACCUUACCAACCCUGCUACCCUGCAAAACGGCGCUGGGGUCAUUGGUGCUGGGCCGCCACCUCCUCCAUCCGGGGCGGCUCCCCAGCUGAACUUUACAAACAUGCAGUUCUCACUUGCUCCCCCACUCAGCGCCACAGAAUCCUCGAACCCUCCAGGAGGGGACACCGACUUUGAUCUUGACAGCUUCAUCACUGACGCCACCAACAACCUCCUGACGGACCAGUUCGCGGGCGGCAACGAAACUGGCUCUGCCGCUGGACCGCCACCAACCACCGGCACGACCGGCGAUCCUAUGGAUACGACGGGUGAAGGUGGCGAUGCAUCAAACAAGGUCGAUGUCCUUGCUGAUCUACUUCGGCUCGACGGGCCCACGGAGCUGUCUUCUGCCGACGCUGACGCUGCCGGGGGCUCGAGCUUUGACGACCUGUGGAUCGAGGCAGGAAAUACCAACAUGGGCGAGUUUGACAGUUCUUACUUUGAGAUGUGAGCUAGGACUAUUUGCCGAGAUCGGAGGUGCCCCCCACUGCUCCCUCAAACGUCAUUUCUUUCUGAACAAAUUGGAUAUGGAUGGGCUAUAUCCGACGCUUGGUCAGAGUGAAAAUGCCAGGUAUGUUGAGGGCAUAUGCAAGAGAUAUCCGUAUGUAUCCUUUGUAUAUUAAGAAGCGAAAAGUACUUCCAGCGACAGUCAAGGGGUGGGGGUAUUAUGGACUACAGAACACAAAAGCGAUCCUAACCUAAAAAGGAAAUAUGCACGCAAGGAAAGGAUAUUCCAACGAGAGAAGAUCAUGUGCCAAACAGACCGACCGUAACAGGCCACCCUACGGCCCUUGGGUGGUGUCCCACAUCUUGCCAAGCUUAUUCUUGACAUCGCUGUUCCUCCAGUCACUCCAGUCCCUGUUGAGGACGCCAAAGGACUCGUCGAAGUCGGCUUGCUUGUUGCGGGCGUAGUAGCUACCUUGCAGCGCCCAGAUGGCCCAGUCGCCGUCGUUGCCGACCACGUAGUCGCGCAGGCAGUCGAGGUAGAAGUUGUCGGGCGAGUUCUGGUCGAAGCCAAAUUCGGACAGGAUGAGCGGGCCCGUGUAAGACUUACCCUGCUCGAGGAGGAAGCCGUCAAAGGCUCCGUAUAGCUGCCUCAUAUACCAGCACGUCUUGAUGAUGGGGUGGAAGUUGACCGUGAAGGAAUAGGCGUGCCACUCCCAGACGUGCUUUUCUUUCCUAUUUGAGGGGGUAUAGCUAGUCAGUACGUAUACAGACACAAUAAGGUAGAAAUUGGGUGGUUCUAGUUUGAGUGUUUCAUUGCCUAGAUUCCAUCGUGGAGAAAAAAAAAGUGAGAUAGGAGAAAAAAAAGAGAAAGAAAAGAGAGACCGAAAGGGAAAGAAAAGAAGCGCAAAGCUACUGUGUUACAUACCAUUCCGAGACAUCGAGCGGACGGGACCGAACGUGUGACAAAUCAGUCGACGACAGCGUCCCGCCGAUGAGGAUGAGCACAUCGGGGUGCGUGCUGUGGAUGAGACGGGCGGCAGC